Bacillus rossius redtenbacheri is the source of this 3167-nucleotide messenger RNA. Its product is annotated as lysosomal alpha-mannosidase-like. Gene Ontology annotation, molecular function: alpha-mannosidase activity; carbohydrate binding. The record is from RefSeq and is a predicted model, not a curated record. The transcript is spliced from 17 exons. Bases 92 to 3052 code for a protein of 986 amino acids. Gene Ontology annotation, cellular component: lysosome. Gene Ontology annotation, biological process: mannose metabolic process. NCBI's taxonomy places the organism in Eukaryota, Metazoa, Arthropoda, Insecta, Phasmatodea, Bacillidae.
GAGUGGUUUGUUUUGGGAAGAUGCGCGAUUGUUUCCCCCGGAGCUACGUUGCUCCCGAGACCAGUACUUGCGCCCCGCUGCUCGCUCGAGGAUGUGGACCUGUGGCGGCUGCGUGCUGGUAGCGGCGCUACUGUCGUGCCUCGCGACCCCGGGGCGAGGCCUGCCCGCGCCUGCGCACGGCUCUCCCCCGCCUUGCGGCUACCAGUCGUGCCCGGAGACGAAGCCAGGCUUCCUGAACGUGCACCUGGUGCCUCACUCGCACGAUGACGUCGGCUGGCUCAAGACGGCGGAUCAGUACUACUACGGCAAUUUCAACAACAUACAAAUAGCUGGAGUGCAGUACAUCAUCGACUCUGUGGUUGCAGAACUCAAGGACGAUCCCACAAAGCGUUUCAUCCAAGUGGAGACAGCGUUCUUCUGGCAGUGGUGGCAGGAGCAGGACGAUGCCAUGAAGGACAUUUACAGGAGCCUCAUCAACAGUGGACAGAUAGAGAUGAUAGGAGGCGGCUGGAGCAUGAACGACGAGGCCGCGACUCACUAUCAGUCGACCAUAGACAACUUCUCUUGGGGCCUUAGGCGCUUGAACGACACCUUCGGCGUGUGCGGGCGGCCGAGGGUAGGCUGGCAGAUCGACCCGUUCGGCCACUCGAGGGAGACGGCGUCCAUCAUGGCCCGCAUGGGCUUCGACGGCCUCUUCUUCGGCCGGCUGGACUACCAGGACAAGAACUCUCGGCUGCAGAACAGGAGCAUGGAGCUCAUGUGGAGGGCCAGCGCUGAUCUAGGUUCUGAUGCCGACUUGUUUACCGGAGUGAACUUUAAUGGCUAUUCAGCUCCUAGCGGAUUUUGCUUUGAUAUAAAAUGCAGUGACGAACCCAUAAUCGAGGAUGAUGAAAGUCCAGAGUACAACGUGCCAAGAAAGCUGAAUAGUUUCGUCGAUCAAGUGAAGAAACAAGCUUCUUUCUAUGCAACUGAUAAUAUAAUGCUGACCAUGGGUGAUGAUUUCAACUACAUGGAAGCUCAUAUGAACUAUAAAAAUAUGGAUAAACUCAUCAGGCUGGUGAACGAGAUGCAGAAGAACGGCAGCAACCUUCACCUGAUGUACUCGACGCCCUCUUGCUACCUGAAGGCUGUGCACGAUGCCAACCUCACGCUGAGCGUCAAGUCUGACGACUUCUUUCCUUACGCCAGCGACGAGCACUCCUACUGGACGGGCUACUUCACGUCCAGGCCCACGCAUAAGCGCUUCGAGCGGCUUGCCAACAACUUCCUGCAGGUGUGCAAGCAGCUGUCUGUGACUGGGAAUGUGACGGGCGAGAAAGAGAAGGAGUAUCUGGACGCGGCGAGGGAGGCCCAGGGAGUGCUGCAGCACCACGACGCCAUCACCGGCACAGCCAAGCAGGCUGUGGCCGACGACUAUGCCAGGAUUAUCUCGGAGGCUAUCCACGGCUGCCAACAUGUUACCAAAACUGCCAUCAAUAACCUGCUGGAAGCGGGAGGCUGGAACGGAUCUCGGCUAGAGCUGGAGUCGUGUCUGCUGCUCAACAUCAGCCAGUGCGAGGCCAGCGAGGGCCGGGCUGGCUUCCUGGUCACCGUCUACAACCCCCUGGGCCGCCCCGUGUCGCCCUACGUGCGGGUCCCCGUCUCCGGCCGCAACUUCACCGUCACCGACGUCAACGGCACGGAGGUGAGCUGGCAGCUGGUGCCCGUGCCACAGUCGGUGCGAGACUUGUGGUACAGGAAGAGCAAAGCCUCCAGUGAGCUGGUGUUCCGGGCGGAGCAACUGCCUCCUCUCGGCUUCAGCUCGUUUCUGGUGACGCCCUCCGGCGGGCAAUCCGACACCGCCCGCGUCUACGAAACACACAUCGGCAACCAGAACGUCACGGUGGACAUAGACGAAACAACGGGCUUGGUGAGCAACAUCAGCUACAACAACAUUCAAAUACCGCUCAGCCAAGACUUUCUUUAUUACGUGGGAGCUGUGGGAAACAACUCUCGUGCAGCUUAUAGGGCCUCAGGGGCUUACAUCUUCAGGCCCAAUUCAUCGGAACCUUUAAACAUAACGCAAAUAGUAAAUGUGACUGUAUACAAAGGUCCCCUUGUAGAGGAGAUCCAUCAGGUGUUCUCUGACUGGGUCAGUCAAGUGAUUCGUAUUUACAAAGACGAGGAUUUCGUGGAGUUCGAGUGGCAAGUGGGACCAAUACCUGACAACUCGGGGAAGGAGGUAAUCUCCCGCUUCUCGACGAGCCUGGCCUCCCAGGGAGAGUUCCGCACCGACUCGAACGGCAGGGAGUCGCUGCUGCGCCGGAGGAACCACCGGCCCACGUGGAGCGUGCAGCUGGAGGAGCCGGUGUCGGGCAACUACUACCCGGUCACCUCCGUGAUCGCGCUGCAGGACGAGGGCGCGGGACUGCGCCUGGCUGUGCUCACCGACCGGGCGCAGGGCGGCAGCAGCUUGCACGAUGGCCAGCUGGAGCUCAUGGUCCACCGUCGGUUGUUCCACGACGACGCCUUCGGAGUGGGCGAGGCGCUGAACGAGCAGGCGUACGGCAAGCCCUUAGUGGCGCGCGGCAAGCACUACCUGUUGCUGGGCGACACCGCCUCGGCCAUCUCCAGCGAGAGGCUGCUGGCCCAGGAGAUACUGCUGGCGCCAUGGCUCUUCUUCAGCAGCCCCCGCGCCGCCGGCCAGUGGGAGAAGCAGAUGUCAGGCCUGAAGCUAGCGCUGCCUCGCAACGUCCACGUGCUGACCUUGGAGCCGUGGAAGGACGGCACUGUUCUCCUCCGACUGGAGCACAUCUUCCAGAAGUCCGAGGACAGCUCCCUGUCGCAGGCAGUCACCGUCAACCUGCAGGAAUUUUUCUCGACCAUGACGGUGGUGUCUGCGCGAGAGACGACUCUGGACGGCAACCAGUGGUUGUCGGCCACUCGGAGGAUGCAGUGGCGCACUGAUCCUCCCGCCGCCAGGCAGGAGGAGGCGACCUCGAGCCCCGGGGACUCUCUGGAAGUCUCCCUGCGACCCAUGCAGAUCAGGACCUUCGUGCUGGAGGUCAAGUGAGGAGCAGCACACGAGUGUAUCGUGUUUCAAGUGUAUCUCUAUCGCUAGCAAUUUAUAAGGCUGUAAGACUUUUCAGGGAAGGUCAAGAAAAAUAAAGGGUUUUUGACAAUUGGCA